AUGCCCGAGGCAAACGCACCACCGCUCCCCAAUAAUAGACACUUGCAACAGCAACAACCUCCACCACCGCCAAAUGAACCGGCCGUCAAGAUCGCUGCUACUGUGACCCUUCCGCACCAAACGGUGCAGGGGGAGGAAAUCGAUACCGGUGUUUCGAACGGAGACGUUGAUUGGCUAUUUCGGGGCAAAUCAAAAAAGUUGGUCAAGAAAAUGACCAGCAGCAGCAUCCACCCUGACGGUAAGGAGUAUAAAAAACUGGGAGAACUGGAGGCAAAUGGAAAGCUUGAGGGUGGCAAACAUGCGCUGCAGCAGCGGACUGAGUCCACCGCAGCGCAACAGUCCUUGCCUCCUCCACGCGAAGGACAAACAGCGAAACCUCAGAAACCUGAACCUCGACCUCAGCCUCAACCUCAGGCUCAACCUCAGGCUCGACCUCAGCCUCAACCGCAGGCUCAACCUCAGCUACAGCCGACGGAAAAGACGUCAAAAUUGGACCGGUUGAUGGGAAGGUCCAGAUCCUCGUCAGCUUCGUCGGUGCCUGGGGUCGGUGUCGGUGUCGACAAGUGCAAGUCAUCCAAAUCGAGCCCGCAACAACCGGCGUCGCCGAGCCGCAGAAAUAGCAGCUUCACCUUUAUGGCUCCAUCUGUAACUAGUGACUUGGUCUACAAUGACCACGACGAAGCACGGUUGAAACUAAGGCCUCCUGCAACAACCACCACUAGUGGAACUCCUACCACCACUACCAAUACCACGCCGGCCUCGUCAACUACAUCCUCACCAAGCGUAUCGCGGUCAAACAGCAAAAAAGGGCUAUUCAGCUCGCUAUCGUCCAAAUUCAAAUCGCAAUCGAGUGCUAUCCCGCCUGCUCAACCACCCAAGUUGAAUCCAAACUUGAUUGGAGCUGCUUCUAAUGCUAAACAACAGGAGGAUCUAAUUGCGCUGACGGAUCGCGUGCCAGCUGGUUCUGGAAUCCCCAUCCGAAGACGCACCUCGUCAAAUUCCUCAUCCUUGUCAAAAAACAUAGCAUCUUCAAUGUUUAAAGAUUCUUUUCAAGACGAACCACCCCCAAAUUCGUCAAGCUCAAUUCCAACUCCAACUUCAACUUCAACGCCUACACCUCCAAAUGAUCCCUUGAGAUUUUUCCGUAGAAAAUCAUCGUCUGUGAACACUUUUCCCACAGGUAAACCCACAGUCACCACGCAAAACCCACCACGAGUCAUCUUGAACAAAAAUAGAAAUCGUGUUUUGCUACCGUUGCCAGAGUUGCAAGAUGUCAAGAUGAAAAGAGUCACUUUUGCCAUUGACAAGUUGGAUUAUGACCCGCAGCAACAAAUACCAUCACGAAGACCAAGAAAGGGCAAUGUCAUGAUCCCGCAGGAUUUAAAUGCGCCACUUCCACGGCUUUGCUUGGGUAUCGCAACAACUAGCAACAACAAGGAAGGUGUGCUACAGCAAACAGCCCAGUACAGUGAAAAGGAAAUCAAUUCAGCUUUUGAAGCUCAAAAGAGAGCUUUGGCCGAGGCCGACAAACACCAACAUGAAGCUCAUUUACAGGCCAAGAGAAUUGCAAUGGAAGUGGCUAGUUUCAAGACGUUGAAGAGCAACAAGUUGAAAGAUAACGGCGACAUUGAUGUUGGAACUGGAACUGGAACCGGAGCCGGAGCCGGAGUCGAUGUCGAUGAACAAGAAGCUGAAGAAGAGGCUGAAGUAGAUGCAAGGAUACUGAAAAAGUUUGCCACAGAUGCAUCAAUCGACCAACCUUUGCACUUUCAUGAACAACACUUUGGAGAAGCAAAAGAACAAGACGGAGAUAAAGACAACAAUUUAGAAGAACAAAAUGGCAUCUCCUUGGAAACCAUUUAUACCAGAUGCUGCCAUUUGCGGGAAAUCUUGCCCAUCCCAGCCACAAUCAAGCAGUUGAAGAAUAAAACAGCCCCGUUGGAAGUGUUGAAGAUGUUGAAUCCCAAGCCUACAUUGAUCGACGUCUUGUCAUUUAGCGACUUCAUUGCCAUCACCCCCAUCAACACGGUCAUUUUCGACAAUGUCACCAUGACCACCGAGAUGUUGAAAUGUUUUCUUGUGUCGUUAAUCAACAAUCAUGCACUUGAAAAACUCUCGUUGCGCAAUGUGGCCAUUGAUCACCAUGGUUGGAAGUUGCUAUGUGCUUUCCUUGCCGAAAACAAGACCAUCAAGAAAUUGGACAUUUCCCAGCAAAGAGUCAAGGCCGAAACGUCACCAGAUUGCAUCAGGGGCAAUCUAAACUGGACCUUGUUUAUUGAGUCAUUGGCAUACUGUGGUGGCAUUGAAGAGUUGGUGAUAAACGGUUGCAAAUUGCCCGACAAGGUGUUUCAGACUUUGAUCAACAAGGCUGUUAAAGUAGCCACGAGAAGACUUGGCGUUGCUGCGAUUGAAAUGAACAUGGCCAAGGCGCAAAUGGUGGCUGAAUACAUCUCCGACCCGGAAUCCAAAUGUGUUGGCGUUGAUAUUGCAUUCAAUGACCUCAGUCGUGGUCAACUUCGCCCUUUUAUUGAUGCAUUCAACACAGGAAGCACCAACUUAUUAUUUUUAUCACUCAAUGCCACCAACUUGUCCAACAUCAAAGAAGCGAGGGAACUUUUGAAAAGCUUAAUCCAUGUCAAGUCAUUAAGAUUCUUGGACUUGAGCUCGAUACCGAAAUUGUUCCCCGAGAUUAUCUCCUCCUUGGCCGAGUUUUUGCCGCAGUUUCCCAACUUGAGACGUAUUCACUUGGACUUGAAUGAAUUGACAUCGCAAAGUAUCGGUACAAUUGCGAUGUUUUUAUACAAGGUUCCCAUGUUGGUGCACGUUUCGCUCUUGGGCAACCGGAAUUUGAACCACUCGGUUGCCGCAACCAUAUACUCGGCCGUUAAGCAGUCCAAGACCUUAUUUGCAUUGGAUAUCGAUUACGAUUUAAUUAGCGACGAAAUGUCGCAGCGCAUUGCUUUUUAUCUCAUGAGAAACAUGAACAACACCAUGAAUUCACAUUACCACAUGGACUCGGAGGCCAAGGAUGAAGAUUUGAUGUUUGAUGGCUCGUUGUUGAUGGAGACGGCCGAGAAGUUGUUGAGUGAAAUUGACCAGCAGGAUAAAAGCGAGCAAAAGGAAAAUUGGAAAAUUCAAAAGAUUAUUUCCGAUGCCAUGUUGGAGAGAACUCGAGCCAUCCGUGGCGACAUCCACAAGACAAUUGACGUCUUGUUCCAAAAGCGGACAGAAAACAAGUUGUCCUUUGACGGUAAGGAGACCUUGGUGAGGUUUUGCUUACUUGACUCGUCAUUGGAGAAACUAGUCCAUAUGUUUGAAGAACACGUGCAAAAAUUUGAAGGUCACCCAUCACAUGAAGGAACUCCAGAUGUGCAAAUUGCUCCAGCUCAACAGGAAACACUGCACGCUCAGCAUCUGGAAGUACCCGACACUUUGCAUCAUAGUUCGAAUGAGUUAAUCACUGCUGGUCCGAUUUUGUCUCCUCGCGCAUCACACUUGCAACCUCUCACGUCAUAUUUCCCUUCGACUGCUGCUGCUCAGGAAACUCAGAAUCUAUUGCAACCGCACCAAGUGGUGGUGGAGUCGAACGAAGAUGGCGAAAAUGUCGUGAUUGAUCGAUUAACGGGGCGUCCCGUGUUGAUGAGAACCACGAGCCAGGGAAGUUUCCAUAAUGCCAAGGAGCAAGAGAUUGAAGAGGGCGAGUUCCAUAAACUAGGAUUCUUUAUGCAGUUGAGAAACGACCCUCAACAAGAAAAUAAAAAGGGGAUGUUGUUGAAUGCAUUACCUUCGGGGUCCGAGUUGCGCGAUGCCAUCAUUGCAGCCAAGGGCAUUGAAAAUGUUGACGAUUUAAUUGAAAGGAUCAACAAUAGCAAGAUUGGCAUCGACAAGAUUCUCCCUGUUGAUGAACCACAAGCACAACAACCAUCACAAUCGCAAUCACAAUCGCAAUCACAACCGCAACAACCACCAUCACAGCAACAACAACAACUGCAACAACCAUUGGUUUCUGAAUCGGGCGGAUCAAGCGAUACGGGGUCUAUUGAAUCGGACCCAGCUCCGGACCAAGCUCCGGACCCCGUGGUGGACAAGGUCUACGAUAAACUACUCAACGACGCCGAACGAGUCCGCCUGAACAAGGGAGAAGCCAUUUAG
Messenger RNA from Lodderomyces beijingensis, 4152 nucleotides. Lineage: Eukaryota; Fungi; Ascomycota; Pichiomycetes; Serinales; Debaryomycetaceae. The record is from the annotation of a GenBank genome assembly.